Molecule: messenger RNA, 2328 nt
Organism: Hyaloscypha bicolor E
Lineage: Eukaryota; Fungi; Ascomycota; Leotiomycetes; Helotiales; Hyaloscyphaceae
Product: glycosyltransferase family 1 protein
Exons: 3
Coding region: 1-2328 (775 amino acids)
Biological process (GO): carbohydrate metabolic process
Molecular function (GO): hexosyltransferase activity; UDP-glycosyltransferase activity
Source: RefSeq, a predicted model, not a curated record
AUGGCUUCAAACACCCCUCCUGCCUACUCAGAGCAAGGCACUCAACCAUCGGACGGAAAUGCGCCGCCAACAUAUAACGAUUCCACCGGUGUUUUGGACGUGAGUCAAGAUGGAUUCAGCACCCAGACCCAAGUGCGAGAUGACGGACGUGUCGAUAUACAUAUAAACGAAACCGAUGCGGCGCUUGCGAAUCAGAUUAAACGGAUUCGACUAGAUGCCCAACAGGAGGCUCAGACCCCAACCCCUCCACUCACGACAUAUGCCGCUGCCUCAUCCUCUGACGCCCCUCCACCAUUAAAUAUCGUGAUACACGUUGUUGGAUCGCGAGGAGAUGUGCAACCUUUUGUUGCCCUGGGGAUAGAGCUCAAGAAUAAAUACAACCACCGUGUGCGGCUAGCUACACAUGGGACGUUCAAGAAGUUCGUUGAGGAGAAUGGAUUAGAGUUUUUCAAUAUUGGUGGUGACCCCGCCGAAUUGAUGGCGUUUAUGGUCAAGAAUCCAGGCCUUGUACCAGGGAUGGAGUCGCUGAAGGCUGGGGAUGUGGGGAAGAGGCGUAAGGGCAUGGCUGAGAUUCUCCAGGGGUGCUGGAAAUCUUGUGCUGAUGCUGAUGAGAUUAAAGAAGAUGAUGACACAACGCCCCGGGUGAACCCGUUUAUUGCAAAUGCUAUCAUUGCAAAUCCGCCGAGUUUUGCGCAUAUUCAUUGUGCAGAGAAAUUGGGGAUUCCAUUGCAUUUGAUGUUCACUAUGCCCUGGUCACCAACGCAGGAUUUCCCUCAUCCUAUCGCGAACAUCAAAUCUUCCAAUGCUAGUGGAAGUAUGGCUAACGAGCUGACCUACACAUUAGUUGACAUGAUGACCUGGCAAGGACUGGGCGACAUCAUCAACAAGUUCAGGGAAGAGACUCUGAAUUUGGUAACCCUCUCACAAGCGGCGGCUACCACUGUGCUUCACCGACUGCAAAUACCGUAUACGUACUGUUGGUCUCCAGCACUGAUUCCCAAACCCAAAGAUUGGGGCCGCUACAUCAGCAUUUCCGGUUUCUACUUCCUUUCUCUGGCGUCCAACUACCAACCUGCCACCGAUCUUGCCGACUUCCUGGCCGCUGGUCCCCCACCUGUCUACAUCGGCUUUGGCUCAAUCGUCGUCGACGAUCCCAAUGCCAUGACGAAACUAAUCUUCGAAGCCGUCAAAAAGACAGGGCAACGAGCUUUGGUUUCGAAAGGUUGGGGUGGUUUGGGCGGGGAUGAGUUAGAUAAACCUGAGGGUGUCUUCAUGCUCGGCAACUGUCCACACGACUGGCUCUUCAAACACGUGUCCUGUGUUGUUCAUCACGGUGGAGCAGGGACAACAGCGGCAGGCAUUGCUCUAGGCCGUCCCACUGUCAUUGUUCCUUUCUUUGGCGACCAGCCUUUCUGGGGAGCAAUGGUGGCACGUGCAGGUGCUGGCCCUGCCCCCGUGCCUUAUAAGGACCUCACGGCGGACAAGCUUGCUGAGGCCAUUCUUGUUGCUCUGAAACCUGAAACACUUGAACGAGCAAAGCAGCUCGGAGAGCGCAUCCGCGAGGAAAAUGGGUGUGAAUCCGGUGCAGCUAGCUUUCACGAGCAGCUGCAUAUUCCUAGACUGCGCUGUAUGAUGGCUCCAAACCGAGUAGCUGUCUGGCAGAUCGCCACCAAAGGAUCGAAGACCGACGACAUCAAGUUAAGCGCCUUCGCAGCGGCCGUUCUAGGGGAAGAAGGCAUUCUGGAUGUCAAUCAAUUGAAAUUGUAUCGACCCUGCGAAUAUCCGACCGCAGAACAUUUCAUGGUUGCGAACUCGACUGGAGCCAACCCCAUCCUUGGGACUCUGGGUUCAAUUGCCUCUGGUAUACUGCACUGGCCGGUUAAUGUCGCCAAGUCAAAAGCAGCGAUUGUCUAUGAACCAUACAAAGGCGCCAAAAAGGACGGCUGGAAAGGCUUCGGCAAAGGACUCGGGAAGGGUGCCUUCAACUUCUUCUUUCCAACCCGAGGCCUGGUGAUAAGCGGUAAAGCGUACGGCAUGCGUGCUCUUUAUGCCUCUAUCAGGAGGAAGCUGAGUUCGGAUACGCUGAGUUUCAUUCUUGCAGUGCACUUUGCCGAAGGGUUUGAAGAGGCGAAAAAUGCGACGGCGGAGCAGAGGCAGGAUGUGUUAAGACAGUGGCAGCAGCUAGGACUGGUGUUGAAGAAGGAGCAGACUGGGAGCAGUUCAAGCUCGGGGUACAGCUUGACACCUACGAGUACAGGGACGAGUUCGACAAGUGCAGCAACGGAUCGAAGGAGAGAUAAAUCGUUGCCGUCUACUCCUUCAGGUUGA